AGAAUAUGAGGGAGGUGGGAAAUUGGAGGGGAAUGAGUAGGCCCGCCCCUAGUGACGUCAUCGGACAGUUCACCUCCCGGCAUGCAAAGUGUCACCGGAAGUGCCGCCAUUUUACUCUAUUGACAAAACAAGUGGCCGAAAUUUAGUGGAGGGUUUUGGAGUCGGUACUAAUCCUGUUUUUUUCCCUCCCGGUUUCCCCCAUCCCCGAUUUUUUUUCUUUUUCGAGACCGGGGGUGUGUGAGCACGCAAGUUUGUUUAAAAAAACAAUAGGACGGCGUCGGCUCCAAGUUUUCAUGUUUCGAACGGGCCUCUCUUCACAAAAUUCACCGCAGGAGGUGCGACAACAGGCUGAUGUUAGUCCGAGGAAGCGAAAGUUAGCCGAGGCCGGCGAGUUCGAGCACCACCAGCACCAAACACCUCAGCCAACCCAGCUCUUCCCCUCCGCAGCCCCCAAGUCUUCCUCCUCUACCUCCUCCACCUCCACCUGCUGCAACCACCAGCUUCAGAAGAGAGUCAAGUUCGAGGACUCGCUAGACUUUGUUGGACUCGAUGUGAUGAUGGCGGAGGAGCAGAGGAAAAGCAGCGGCUGUUCCGUGCUCACGGGGCAUGCUAACGGCCUGACCAAAUCCACCACCUUCGCCAACAGCAAGCCGGGGACGGCUAAAAAAUUAGUUAUUAAAAAUUUCAAAGAUAAACCUAAGUUGCCUGAUAAUUACACCAAUGAAACCUGGCAAAAACUGAAAGAAGCAGUAGAAGCAAUUCAGAAGAGCACCUCAAUCAAAUACAAUUUGGAGGAACUUUAUCAGGCAGUGGAGAACCUCUGUUCUUACAAAGUAUCAGCAAAUUUAUACAAGCAGCUGCGACAAGUCUGUGAGGAUCACAUCAAAGCUCAAAUUCACCAGUUCAGAGAGGAUUCCUUAGAUAGUGUCCUGUUUCUAAAGAAAAUAGAUAAAUGCUGGCAGGACCACUGCAGACAAAUGAUCAUGAUUAGGAGUAUCUUCUUGUUUCUGGAUAGAACUUAUGUUCUACAAAAUUCAAUGCUUCCAUCUAUUUGGGACAUGGGCCUUGAAUUAUUCAGAUCCCAUGUAAUAAGUGAUCGGAAGGUUCAAAAUAAAACUAUUGAUGGGAUUCUUCUCUUAAUUGAGAGAGAAAGAAAUGGUGAAGCUAUUGAUCGUAGCUUGCUUCGAAGUCUCUUAAGUAUGCUAUCAGAUUUGCAGAUAUAUCAGGAUUCUUUUGAACAAAGGUUUUUGGAAGAAACUAAUCGUCUAUAUGCUGCAGAAGGUCAAAGAUUGAUGCAAGAACGAGAGGUGCCAGAGUAUUUGCACCACGUUAAUAAACGUUUAGAGGAGGAGGCCGAUCGGGUUAUCACUUAUUUGGAUCAAAGCACACAGAAGCCUCUAAUAGCUACCGUGGAAAAACAACUUCUCGGUGAACAUUUACCAGCCAUUCUUCAGAAAGGCUUAAACAAUCUUCUGGAUGAAAACCGAAUACAAGAUCUUUCUCUUCUUUACCAACUUUUCAGUCGAGUUCGAGGUGGAGUGCAAGUUCUUCUACAACAUUGGAUUGAAUAUAUAAAGACCUUUGGCAGUACAAUAGUAAUUAAUCCUGAAAAAGAUAAAACAAUGGUUCAAGAACUAUUAGAUUUCAAGGACAAAGUGGAUCACGUAGUCGAUGUCUGCUUCCUGAAGAAUGAAAAAUUUGUCAAUGCAAUGAAGGAAGCCUUUGAAACGUUCAUAAACAAAAGACCUAAUAAACCAGCUGAACUAAUAGCCAAAUAUGUAGACUCGAAGCUUCGAGCUGGCAAUAAAGAAGCUACAGAUGAAGAACUUGAGAAGAUGCUGGACAAAAUUAUGAUAAUAUUUAGGUUCAUUUAUGGAAAAGACGUAUUUGAGGCUUUUUAUAAGAAGGACUUAGCAAAGCGACUGUUGGUUGGAAAGAGUGCAUCAGUAGAUGCUGAAAAAUCAAUGCUGUCCAAAUUGAAACAUGAAUGUGGAGCUGCGUUCACCAGCAAACUGGAAGGAAUGUUUCGAGACAUGGAGCUCUCAAAAGAUAUUAUGAUCCAGUUUAAACAGUACAUGCAGAAUCAAAAUAUACCUGGCAACCUUGAGUUAACUGUAAAUAUCCUCACAAUGGGCUACUGGCCAACUUAUGUACCUAUGGAAGUUCAUUUACCCCUGGAGAUGGUAAAACUUCAGGAGAUUUUCAAGACAUUUUAUCUUGGUAAGCACAGUGGUAGAAAGUUGCAGUGGCAAUCAACUUUGGGUCAUUGUGUAUUGAAAGCAGAAUUUAAAGAGGGUAAGAAAGAGCUUCAAGUGUCGCUUUUCCAAACUCUGGUAUUGCUCAUGUUUAAUGAAGGGGAAGAAUUCAGUUUGGAAGAAAUUAAAACUGCUACUGGAAUAGAGGAUGGAGAGUUGCGAAGGACAUUGCAGUCUUUGGCAUGUGGCAAAGCACGUGUACUGACCAAAACUCCAAAAAGCAAAGAUGUGGAAGACUAUGACAAAUUUACCUGUAACGAUGAUUUCAAACAUAAGCUGUUCAGGAUCAAGAUUAAUCAGAUCCAGAUGAAAGAAACGGUUGAAGAACAGGCCAGCACUACUGAAAGAGUGUUCCAGGACAGGCAGUAUCAAAUAGAUGCUGCUAUUGUCCGAAUCAUGAAAAUGAGAAAGACUUUGAGCCACAAUCUUCUUGUAUCUGAAGUGUAUAAUCAGCUGAAAUUUCCAGUCAAGCCUGCUGAUCUAAAGAAAAGAAUAGAGUCAUUAAUUGACAGGGACUACAUGGAAAGAGACAAAGAAAAUACCAACCAAUACAACUACGUGGCAUAGAACUUCGGAUGAAGAAAAGCUUCAUAAAGCACUUCUAAUCUCGGAUGGUCAAUGGCUUAACGCUACAGUGUUGAUCCCAGUGAAUGAGUUUUUUUAGUUCGUAUUGCCUAGAAAUAUAUGAAAAAUGGCAUUACUGAAAUAACUGGGAGAGAACUUCUCUGAAGGAAAACGUGGCCAUCCAGAGAGUACUUCGUGAAUCUCUGCUAAUGCUGUUGGACUUCCACAUAUUUGAGGUAGCAGUGGACACCAAAAGCAAAUACAACUCCUUCCCCAACUUUCAAAUUAACUUUUGGUAAUUGUGAAGAACAGAUGCAAUGCGAAACUGCACCUCAUCAGUUUUAUCUUGAUUAGCCACGUCAUUGUUGAAUCAUUUUGAGUUGCUUCCAUGUUAUUUCUUUUGGAGGAAGAGCUUGUUUUAUUUUCUCAUUUUCUUGUAAAAGCACGAGUCUUCAAACUUCUUGACAUCAAUAGACAUCCAUCUAUGUUGUUCACACUUGAAACUCUGCAUUGAGAGAAGACUAAUCGCUCACCACUUCUGGAAGUUUUAUUUUAACAUUGAUUUUAGAAUUUCAAGGAGUAAAUGGUAUCAAUCCUUAGUUAAGAACAUUAUCUAUACAUGUUUUAUUUUACAAAUGUGGAUUUUGUUCUGUUUUUUUUUUUUGCCAGCGUUUUUUGACAACUAAAGGAGGUGCCAAAAGUGGAACGUGGGUAAUAAAAUAUUGUGUGUAAUGCAGUGAUGUCUGUUUUGUAUUUUGACCCUGCUGGAAAAUUUUGAAGCAUUUGCCAUGUUGUAUUUACCAUUUAUCACAGCAGUAAUAGUUAACCACUGAGAAUGCAAUGACGUUUGGAGACUGGCGGCAGUUUCAUCAGGAUGUUGAUCCUGAGGAAAAUACAAAUUGUAUUUUUAUUUCAAACUUCAUUGUCAGCUCACGUGUAUAAACUUUUGAUUACUUACUGCAUUAUUAAAUCAUUUCAGUUCGGGGGAGCAAGAUUUAAAAGUGAGAAGAACUUGUUAACGUGUCAGCCAGGCUGCUCUGUUCUUUUAAGAAUGUGAAACUUAAAACAAUUAGCGCACAAUAGGAACCCUUUGUAAUUACAAGCUGGCAACAGAGGUGCACAAAGACUACUGUGUCUUUUCCAAAUGAAUUUGUUAUAUAUGUACAUAUUUGUCCCUUCAUAAAGUGGAAGCGGUCCAUAUUCAAGGUUUUUGUGUUCAAUAAAUAUUGAAUAACUA
Chiloscyllium plagiosum (whitespotted bambooshark) is the source of this 4056-nucleotide messenger RNA. RefSeq names its product cullin 4B (gene cul4b). Gene Ontology annotation, biological process: ubiquitin-dependent protein catabolic process. NCBI's taxonomy places the organism in Eukaryota, Metazoa, Chordata, Chondrichthyes, Orectolobiformes, Hemiscylliidae. The record is from RefSeq and is a predicted model, not a curated record. Gene Ontology annotation, cellular component: cullin-RING ubiquitin ligase complex. Gene Ontology annotation, molecular function: ubiquitin protein ligase binding.